CAAAGAAAUUAACACGCAGUGCAUUGUGGGUAAAGCAGCCAUCUUGAUAACGCAGAACUUGUUUUGAAAAUCACGGAAAGAAGACUUUCCUCGCUAAAUUUGCUUUUCCACGCGUAUCCAGGAUGCCAGACCACUUAGGAUCCGAUCAGAGGAAGGUUAAAGGAGAAGAUAAGGAGGAAAAGCCGAUACAAUCUUUGGAUGAGGGUGACAUUGCAUUGCUAAAAACCUAUGGAGCGGGUGCCUACAGUAAGUCCAUCAAGUCCACAGAAGAUGACAUCACCAACCUGGCAAAGAAGAUCAAUGAACUCACAGGUAUUAAGGAAUCUGACACAGGCCUGGCACCCCCUGCUCUAUGGGACUUAGCGGCAGACAAGCAAACGUUACAGGGAGAACAACCGCUACAGGUGGCUCGCUGCACAAAAAUCAUCAAUGCAGAUAGUGAUGAUGCCAAGUACAUCAUCAAUGUCAAACAGUUUGCCAAGUUUGUGGUGGACUUGGCUGAGUCGGUGGCACCCACGGAUAUAGAGGAGGGCAUGAGAGUUGGCGUUGACAGGAACAAAUACCAGAUCCACAUCCCGCUGCCACCGAAAAUCGACCCAGCCGUUACCAUGUUACAGGUGGAAGAGAAACCCGAUGUGACGUACUCAGACGUUGGUGGCUGUAAGGAACAGAUAGAGAAACUGAGAGAAGUUGUAGAGACACCUCUGCUGCAUCCCGAACGGUUCGUGAACUUGGGCAUUGAACCUCCCAAGGGGGUCCUGCUGUUUGGUCCGCCCGGGACCGGGAAAACGCUGUGCGCCCGUGCCGUGGCCAACAGAACAGACGCGUGCUUCAUCCGCGUGAUCGGCUCGGAGCUGGUACAGAAGUAUGUUGGGGAGGGCGCUCGAAUGGUCCGAGAACUGUUUGAAAUGGCCAGGACUAAGAAAGCUUGCCUCAUCUUUUUUGAUGAGAUAGAUGCUAUUGGAGGUGCGCGGUUUGAUGACGGAGCGGGCGGAGACAACGAGGUCCAGCGAACCAUGCUGGAGCUGAUCAACCAAUUGGACGGCUUCGAUCCACGCGGGAACAUCAAGGUCCUGAUGGCGACCAACCGGCCGGACACGCUCGACCCCGCCCUGAUGAGGCCCGGCCGAUUGGACAGGAAAAUCGAGUUCGGUCUCCCGGAUCUGGAGGGCCGCUCCCACAUCUUUAAGAUCCAUGCGCGGUCCAUGAGCGUGGAGCGAGACAUCCGGUACGAGCUGCUGGCCAGGUUGUGUCCCAACAGCACAGGUGCUGAGAUCAGGAGCGUGUGUACGGAGGCGGGAAUGUUCGCCAUCCGCGCCAGGAGGAAGAUCGCUACCGAGAAGGACUUCCUCGAGGCCGUCAACAAAGUCAUCAAGUCCUACGCUAAGUUCAGCGCCACCCCUCGAUACAUGACCUACAACUAGAUACCACAAAGUUAUUGCGUACUCUCAUGAAAGCAAGAAUUAUAAUUGAUACUUUCUAGCGCUCCACACCUAUGGUAUCUUUCAUUUGAUUGACAGUCAAUCAAUGUCACAAGUGAGUGAUAUGGCAAGGUUACAAAAGUACAUGUUUUGAACUAAGGCUAGAGAAAAGAAAUUCAAAUAUUGUUAUGAUCAGACUGUAAAGAUUAUGUCUUUGAGGACAUUUCAUGACCAUUUGAAAUGUUUUUUUUUCCCCUCAGCAUUUACAUACUUACUAAUCUCAAACUUUCAAACGUUACAAGAGUACAAUAAAACUGUGUAUGGGCUGAUA
Messenger RNA from Branchiostoma floridae (Florida lancelet), 1752 nucleotides. RefSeq names its product 26S proteasome regulatory subunit 7. Gene Ontology annotation, biological process: proteasome-mediated ubiquitin-dependent protein catabolic process. NCBI's taxonomy places the organism in Eukaryota, Metazoa, Chordata, Leptocardii, Amphioxiformes, Branchiostomatidae. The transcript is spliced from 12 exons. The coding region runs from base 123 to 1424 and encodes 433 amino acids. Gene Ontology annotation, molecular function: ATP binding; proteasome-activating activity; ATP hydrolysis activity. Gene Ontology annotation, cellular component: proteasome regulatory particle, base subcomplex. The record is from RefSeq and is a predicted model, not a curated record.